ACUCGUUGUGUUCCAGAAACAACACCUUUAGGAUUUGCUCCUAACAUUUUCGUUUUUUUUUGUAUAUAUCAAGCGGAAAACCAAGUCCCAACAAUAAAAACUGAAUCUAUAGGGUAAGCAGUAUCACAAUUUGAAGCACCUUUCUGCGAUGGAAUCUAUACCUUCCUGCUCACGGGCCUACACUUUCUGCACGACGAGUGCAGGGUCAUUCACACCGAUCUGAAGCCGGAGAACGUGCUGCUGGCGUCCAACGAGGGGAUCCUUCGGACCGAGGCCAGGAAGGCAAUUGAAGUAUAUUUGGAGGCCAACGAGGGAAAGCAAAUCCUUGCUCCAAGAUGACCAAGACGGCCAAGAGACGGAUGCAGACAAAGACCAAGAAGGCUUUAUCGUUCUUCAGGAAUCAUCGCCGGUUGCUCCGCAGGCAGGGCAUCGAGGAUCUGCUGCAUCUGGCCGAACGUGGCCUCAUCGAACCGAUCACCGCCGCCAUGGCCGUCUCCGAUAACUUACCCUGCAUUCCCUUUGGGUUCGACGGUCUUAAGAUGAUGAACGAUAGCGAUUGCCAGACGGUGCGCAAUGCUAAGUUGCCCGAAAUGAAGGACAUGGUAUACGAAUGCGACAAGAUAAGCCUGUGUUUAAAGAGUCCGGAGCUCUUCUUGCGACAUGUUCUGGGCAUUAUCGAGAAUUUGGAUGAGAAGGAGCUUAGCACACAGGACAAUCGGAUGCGGGCCAGUGGACGUGCCCAGACCAAGAAGAAUGCCAGAAUUGAAUGCCGAUUGAGAUCGUCAUUGACUCUUCCAUAUACGGUAUUUAUUCCACAUUUUGCAUCAAAAAUUCCCCAAUUGAAUGCCGGAUCCCAAUUGGGCAAAGAAAAUGAUCGAAAUGCAUGUUAAUCCAAUCAGGCUGCAAGGGCGGCUCCUGCGCUGGUCUCUCCGUUGUUGCCCAUCUUGACUUCGAUUAUCCCGGCGCCUGGGUGCACGUCGAUAUGGCCACGAACGUUUAUUGGGGAGCGUGCCACAGGAUAAGGCGUUGCCCUGUUGCUGACCGUGUUUGGCCCCUUUGCUCCAAUCCAUCGCAGAUUGGAGUCAUUGUGCCCGCCAAAGAGGGUCAGCCACAGGGCAAGGCCGUAUCAAGUGGCACGCUCCCCACAAUGAACGGGCGUGGCCAUAUCGACGUGGACCCAGGUUACGGGAUAAUCGAAGCCAAGAAGGGCGGCAAUGAAGAGGCCGGCGCAGGAGGAUUGGGCGUUCUGACGAUCCGCCACCGAGUUUUUCAUAUCGGCAACGGCCGAAGCGAAUUCCGAGAAAUGCAAUUCGGGGCAAUAAAUUAUGGAUGCCAAUAAAUCGCCGGAUUUGCGUCGCCGGAUAUUCCGAGACCGUCGACAUCUGGAGCGUGGCCUGUCUGUUGUGGGAGCUGGCCACCAAGACCUAUCUAUUCGAUACCCAGUCGAAACGGGGCAAAGACGGUAAGGAUGAGGCCCAUCUAGCAAAAAUCGUCGAGUACUGUGGUCACAUACCGAGAUAUCUUAUCCGCAAUCGCCGAAUUUCUUCAGGACCUUCUUCAGGACGAACUAUCCAACAGAGAAAGCCUGAGGCCCACUAAACUGACCAAUUUGCUAAUCAGAUGCAAAGGAUGGACGACUCGCAAAGCCACGGAAUUCGUGGAUUUCCUAAUGCCCAUGCUGAAUACCGAUCCAUUGAAGCGCACCUCCGCUUGCAAAGCCUUGGGUAGCCCCUAGUUAUGCAACAUUGUCGUUCGUGGCAUUGACGGUUACAAUUACUAUAAAAGUGAACGGAUGGAUGAUAACUUUCAAAUAGUUUGGCACUGUUAAGCUUUUGGCAAAAUAUGGUGUAAUUUUAAAGAUAAACCCAAUAUGAAAAUAAAACUACCAAAUCUUUUGAAGGUAUAUCAUUUUUCUUUUAUAAAA
This is a messenger RNA of Drosophila mauritiana, 1924 nucleotides long. RefSeq lists its product as uncharacterized. The transcript has 2 exons. Bases 336 to 890 code for a protein of 184 amino acids. Lineage: Eukaryota; Metazoa; Arthropoda; Insecta; Diptera; Drosophilidae. The record is from RefSeq and is a predicted model, not a curated record.